Messenger RNA from Rotaria sp. Silwood1, 1503 nucleotides. The record is from the annotation of a GenBank genome assembly. NCBI's taxonomy places the organism in Eukaryota, Metazoa, Rotifera, Eurotatoria, Philodinida, Philodinidae.
AUGGUCUUUUUGAUAUCAACACUUGAAGCAUAUUUUGCAUUUCUCGAUAAAAUCGAACCAAAAAUUUUAUUCUAUGGAUUAUUAUCUUUUACAUGGAUUGUUUCCAUUUGGGAACAUUAUCUAUCAUAUCGACAAUAUUGUAAUUAUAAACGCCAUCAAACUGUUCCAAAUGAAUUAGCCGAUGUAAUGACAAGUGAAGAAUUGAAUAAAGCUCGUUCAUAUGCUAUUGAUAAAAUGCGUUAUAAUGAAAUUCAUUCAUUAUUUAAUGAAAUUGAAACAACAAUUUUAUUAUUAAUUGGUAUUUUACCAUGGUUAUGGUCAACAUCAGGAAAUAUAUUAUCAAAAUAUGAUUAUAAUAAUCAUGAAAUCUUACAAUCAAUAGUUUUUCUUAGUAUAAUUAUGAUUUAUUCCACUAUAACAGGUAUUCCAUGGUCAUAUUAUUAUCAUUUUGUUCUUGAAGAAAAACAUGGAUUUAAUAAACAAACAAUUGGUUUUUUUAUUAAAGAUACUAUAAAAAAAUUGCUUGUUACAUUUGUAUUAAUGUUACCAAUUUUUUCUCUUUUAAUUAAAAUAAUUCAAAUAGGUGGAGAUUAUUUUUUUGUUUAUGCUUGGCUAUUUAUUACAAUUAUGUCAUUGAUUAUUGCAUUCAUUUAUCCAAAUUAUAUUGCACCAUUAUUUGAUCGUUAUGAUCCAUUACGUGAAGGAGAAUUACGUUCUAGUAUUGAACGACUUGCUGAACAAAUUAAAUUUCCACUUGCAAAAAUUUAUGUUGUCGAAGGCUCGGCUCGAUCAGCUCAUUCAAAUGCUUAUUUUUAUGGAUUUUUCAAAGCAAAACGAAUUGUUCUUUACGAUACCCUUAUCAAAGGCUAUAGUCUUCAUAAGGAGAAUAAAGAUAAUCUUGCUGAUAAAGAAAAUCAAUCAAAUAAAACAGAACAAAAUGAAAAUGAAGUAGAAAAUACAUUAACUCAUCGUAAAAUUAAUGAUGAUACAAAUGAUAAAGUUAAUGAUGAUCAACAAACAACAAAGAAAAAAACUGAUAAAGGUUGUGAAUCAGAUGAAGUUCUUGCUGUACUAUGUCAUGAAUUUGGACAUUGGUCACUCAGUCAUAAUCUUAUCAAUCUAUCUAUUUCAUUUAUCAAUCUAUUCGUGGUAUUUUCUAUAUUUGCUGCUCUAUUCAAACGUACUGUUCUUUAUGAAGCAUUUGAUUUUCCAGCAACUCAUCCAAUUCUAAUAGGUUUAUUAAUCAUUUUUCAAUAUGUUUUAUCACCGUAUUUUGAAGUUUUUUCAUUUGCUUUAACGGCAUUAUCACGUCGUUUUGAAUUUCAAGCUGACCAUUUUGCUGUUAAACUUGGUCAUGGUGAUCAAUUAUGUCGUGCAUUAAAAAAACUUGAAUUGGAUAAUAUGACAUAUCCAUUUUCAGACAAACUCUAUGCUACAUAUCAUUAUUCACAUCCAACAUUACUUGAACGUCUUAAAACAGUUAAAUCAAUGAAAGAAUAUUAA